Molecule: messenger RNA, 333 nt
Organism: Rasamsonia emersonii CBS 393.64
Lineage: Eukaryota; Fungi; Ascomycota; Eurotiomycetes; Eurotiales; Trichocomaceae
Exons: 1
Source: RefSeq, a predicted model, not a curated record
GUGAUGAGAAGCAUUCUGACUGGUUUCAGACGACGACUUCAACCUCAUCCACGACGCUGUCUACCGAUACAACGUCGUCGUGAUCAAAAGCUCGCCCAACCUCUCCGUCAAAGCGCAGUACGAGCUGACGCGACGCUUCGACCCAACUGCAACCAGCUACGGCCAUGGCAGCACUACCACUCUCGACGCCAAGCGCAGCGUGCUGCAUCCCGAUCUCAAGACGGUGCCGCACCAGCCCCAGGUGCAGAUCCUCGGCCACGGCUUUGUCCCCAGCUACGAGGGCCUACAGAAUCUCGUCUUGCGGCAUCCGCACCACCGCACGUUCCAUCGUGA